Messenger RNA from Cetraspora pellucida, 2001 nucleotides. Lineage: Eukaryota; Fungi; Glomeromycota; Glomeromycetes; Diversisporales; Gigasporaceae. The record is from the annotation of a GenBank genome assembly.
AUGUUUUACUCCAAAGAAAUACUAACGCGUAAAAAAGGUGGUUUGGGCAUUAUUUGGCUCGCAGCUACUUUAGGAUCUCGUUCUAGUCUUAAAAAAUUGUCAAAAAAAGAAGUCAAUUCUGUAAACUUAAUAAAGGCAUGUGAAUAUGUUACUUCUCCACCAGAACCAUUGGCUCUUCGUUUAACAUCCAAUCUUAUGAUUGGAAUCACAAGAGUCUAUGAUCAACAAUAUCAUUUUUAUUACGCCGAUGUAAACUGUGUAUGGAACCGUUUGCAUAAAUCUUUAAUUGAAUUACAGAAAGAAUCAGUAGAUAUGAUCGUACCACAAGCAAGGCCUGAAGCGAUUACUUUAGCAGAUGAUCCAUUUUUCGAAAUUGAAAUGACUUUUUCACACAAAGCACAAGAUUUUAGUGUGGUUCCUAACAUUGAAGGGGCUAUUAAUGGGACACAGCAGUCGCCGACUGUCUCAUUUCCUCCCGCUAGAGCAAGCGGAUCAUCAAAUGUUACGCGCCAAUCAUUAAUUACGCUUCCCGAAGUUAGUGAUGCGGACCUUUCGAUUUCUUCUAUCAGUGGCUUUAGUGGAGGAUUUGAUACCGGAUUUGAAAUGAAUGAUGAUUUACUUAUGAUGGAUGACGGUGGAAUUGACUUUGAUGAAGAAGGUGGUCUACACGAAUUUGAACUUCGAUCUGAUAGACAGAAUGAGACUCAACAACAAAAUGUUCAUGACCCUUUAAAUUCGAAUAUGAAUGAAAUCAUGAAAAGGGUUAGAGAAGAACAUGACGCUGGCCUUCAAGAAAAUAAAAAGGAAAAGGGACGAAUACGUCAAAAAGAACCUGCUACAGAAAAACAAGAAUUGGAUGAUGAACAAGUUGCGGAUGUUCAAAUGGAUAUAGAGAGAGAAAGUGAGCAAGAAGUUCUACAACAAAUAACUCACGACGAUCAAGAAGUCCUACAAUACGACGAUCAAGAGGUACUACAACAAACAACUCAUGACGAUCAACAAGCACCAAAUACCGAGACCAAUGUUAGGCAAUCAUCAGUCGAACCAAGGCGGCAAAAAAGACGAAGACUUCAUUAUAUGUACGAUAAAGAUACUGAAAUGACUAAUGAACAAAUAAUUGCUAUGCGAGACGGUGUUGUAGAUGACUUAGAAGAGGGUGAAAGAAUUGCAAGAGACAAAGCAAAGAUGCAGGAAUAUAAAAAUCGAUGGAGACAGGCCCUUUAUACACCAGGCCUACCACUCAAAGCCCCACAACUAUCAACAUUUUGGAGUGCGCAUUGUGCGCCAAUGCUUCAAGACGAUAUUGUUAAACAAAGAAGAGCUCAGUCUGUACUCGUACAUCAACAUAUUAAUCUAGAUGAUUUUAACGAUUUGUAUGCUGACGUUGAGGACAUUGGCAUUGGUGGAUCACGCCAGCAUGAAAGGGAUGCCAGCUUACAAGAUAUUGAGCUUGAACGCUUAAGAAAAGCUGGUAGUCAAAGCAAUUCUGCAAUUACAGGAUUAAACAGUACUGGCACAGAAGUCCCAGACCUGUUAGAUUUUGAUGGCACCUCAUCAGUAGAAAAUAUAAGUCGAGAUAUUUUGGAGUUUUCAGGACAACUUGGAAGUAUUGGCCAGCAAAGGUCAAGCUCCAUAGGAUUGCAGAGACCGUCCAUUUCUAUGUCAGAAAGUUUUCCUCCUUUUGAUGAUAAUAUUGAAAUUCCGGAUUUUCAAAUAUUUGGAGAAUUGGAUGAAGAUGUAUCAAUGAGUAGUUCAUCUGUUAAAGGAAGGUCCGCUGUAAAUAGCGAACAGGAGCAAUUAAACUUUAUGGAAUUUAUAAAAGAUUUGAUGCAAAAAGCUGAAGUAUCAAGCGCUAUAUUUCAGGAUAUUAUGGUGGCUCAGCAUGUUAAACGAGCCGAAACUGCUAAAGCCUUUUAUAAUAUUUUGGGCCUCGCAACAAAGAAUCUAAUUAAAGUAAAACAAGUUCAACAAUAUGGUGACAUUGUAAUUGAACUUAAAUAA